AUGAGAGAAUUUGAAAAUGGUUUUCGACAGCAAUCCGACGAAAAGGAUCGAGUUUCGGAGACGAAAGGACAUGGUAACAAAAUCGAUGAUGGAACUCGUGCAGUUGAAAAGUCGGAGAAUGAAAAGGACGGUGCCAACUAUAUGGAUGUACUAGAUCAACGUUCUUCACCGUGGAGAUCCAUAUGGAUUUCAAUAGGAAUGCAAUUUAUUGUAGGAAUUCAAACUUCUAUAUAUUAUAUGUCUAUGUGGCCAUACCUCAGCUUGAUUGAUAAAACGGCAACUGUGGAUUUCUUAGGAUGGGUGAUCGCAGCUUGCAGCUUAGGAUGUUCUAUUGCAAAUCCUCUAUUUGGUUUCUGGAACCAAAAAACCCUAUCAAUUAAAGCGCCUGUGAUUGUGGGAAUGAUAAUGAUGGCUGCAGGUCAAUGCGUAUUCGGUCUACUUCCGCUUCUCAACUCAUACCAAAAAUGGAUUAUGAUGGCAGCAAGAUUAAUGACAGGAUUCGGCGCUGGAACUCUUUCGGUCUUGAGAGCUUACGCAGCUACCGCAUCUGUACCUCGUGAUCGUCUUCGUGCAGUUUCAUUUGGAACCGCUGGCUACGUCCUGGGGCUUUCAUUCGGGCCUGCGAUACAGGCAGUGUUCACACCAGUCGGAUUGAAUGGAUUUAAAAUUGGCCGAAUAAUAUUUAACAUGUACACAUUACCGGCAUUUUUUAUGGUGUUAUUAUCUGUAAUCUGUUGUAUUAUUGUACAAAUUCUUUUUAAAGAAGAGUACGCUGGAAUAAUUAAAAAGGAGGACAAAGAAGAUGAUCCGAAUAUAAUAAUUCCCAAAUUCGACGUGAUCCCGGCGUUAAUUUGUAUUUAUUUAUGGGUUGUGUCAUGUAUGGUCGCCACUAACAUCGAAGUAAUUUCGACGCCAUGGUCAGUUGUUAUGUAUAACUGGAAAGAUUCGGAUGCAGUUUUGUACAAUGGGAUUUUCCAGACAGCAUCAUGCCUUGUAUCAUCUGGAAAUAGUUUUUUAAUUGGAUAUACUCGUAUAGGACAGAUCGAAAAACGAAAACAAAUAAUAUUUGGUGUCACUGUGUUCCUACUGUUUCAUGUUUUCAAUUUUCCCUGGCCAUUCUAUCCGGGCCCAUUGGAUUAUAUUCCUGAAGGAAAAAGCACCACCGAAAUUGGAGGAUGCCUUCCAGCAUAUAAAUGGUGCGCAGAAACCGUUCGAGUACCAUUUCCGAUCUAUUUGAUCUGUUUCGUUUUCUUCUUUGGUGUCUCGUUCCCAUUCACUGGAUCACCCUCAGCAACACUCUUUUCUCAAAUACUCGGACCUCGUAAACAGGGGAUGAUGCAAGGUAUGCAUUCGUUCGGUGGAAGCGUUUCUCAAUUUGUCGCACCUAUUCUUACAACAUACUUAUUUCAAAUAUCAGGAUACAAAUAUGUAAUGGUUACUCAGAUAUGUACUUUGGGACUUGCUCUGAUCCUUACUGUAGUUUUCUAUAAGCGACUAGUGCCACUGAAAGUUAUUAGCACACAAGAAACUGAUGUGAAGAAAGACGACGGUGUAUUCACCAAAAUGUAG
Molecule: messenger RNA, 1569 nt
Organism: Necator americanus (New World hookworm)
Lineage: Eukaryota; Metazoa; Nematoda; Chromadorea; Rhabditida; Ancylostomatidae
Exons: 15
Coding region: 1-1569 (522 amino acids)
Biological process (GO): transmembrane transport
Cellular component (GO): lysosomal membrane
Molecular function (GO): transmembrane transporter activity
Source: RefSeq, a predicted model, not a curated record